Trichophyton verrucosum HKI 0517 is the source of this 1038-nucleotide messenger RNA. RefSeq lists its product as uncharacterized. Gene Ontology annotation, molecular function: hydrolase activity, hydrolyzing O-glycosyl compounds; chitin binding. The record is from RefSeq and is a predicted model, not a curated record. The transcript is spliced from 2 exons. Lineage: Eukaryota; Fungi; Ascomycota; Eurotiomycetes; Onygenales; Arthrodermataceae. The coding region runs from base 1 to 1038 and encodes 345 amino acids. Gene Ontology annotation, biological process: carbohydrate metabolic process.
AUGAAGACCCCUUUCACCAUACUUGCGGCCCUGACCGUGGCGAUUACGGUAGUGGCUAGACCAUUUCCAACCAACGGGACGGAGCUCAACAAGCAUGCAAUGAUCGGGUAUCUACAUGCAAGCUUUGCUAACGGGUCUGGCUAUCUGAAACUUGCAGAUGUUCCUGAUGAAUGGGACAUUAUCGAACUAUCUUUUGGGGAGCCUACAUCUGUGGACUCGGGGGAGAUCAAGUUUGCCAUGUGCCCUAAGACAGAAUGCCCUAACGUCGAAAGUGAGGAGGAAUUCAAGGCUGCCAUCAAGGCCAAGCGAGCCAAAGGCAAGAAGGUACUCCUAUCAAUCGGAGGGCAGAACGGCCAGGUCCAGCUCAAAACGACCGAGGCAAGGGAUAAAUUCGUCAGCUCGGUGGGAGGUAUCAUCGACAAAUACGGCCUUGACGGCCUGGAUAUCGAUUUUGAGGGGCACUCUCUUUACCUCGACCAGGGAGACACCGACUUCAAGAAUCCAAAGACGCCCGUGGUUGUCAACUUGAUUGCUGCCUUGAAGUCUCUGAAGGAAAAUUCCUAUGGCCCCUCGAACGGCAACGAUGCUCGCGCGGGAUCCUAUCUGCCUGUCAUCCACGCCAUGCGAGACGACUUGACUGUUCUGCAGGUACAGAACUACAACUCCGGCCCGAUCAUUGGUCUUGACGACCAGUACCAUAAUGUCGGCACUCCGGACUUCCUCAUUGCCAUGGCGGAUAUGCUCAAGGCUGGUUUCCCCGUGGCUAAGACGAACAACACCUUCCCACCGCUGCGAGAGGACCAGAUUGCCAUUGGACUACCAUCCACCGUCAGCGCUGGCAACGGCUUCGUUGACGAAAAGGGCGUACAGGACGCCCUGAACUGCUUGAUGAAGGGCGAGUCUUGCGGGACCUACAAGCCUCGCGGUGGUAAAUCUCCAUCUUUCAGGGGUCUGAUGGCCUGGUCCAUCAACUGGGACAAAUUCUCCAACUGGGGAUUCCUGAACCCCCACCGCAAGUACCUCGACAGCUUCCCCUGA